AUGAAUUCCCUGUCCAAGCGUAUUAGAAAGAUUAAGAAAACCCCUAAGGUGACCUAAUAUGAAGAUUCCAAUGAUCCUCAAUAAUUCACUGCUUGCAUCGCAAACCUCAAUUAAAUUGUGGCUGAAGAUCAAUGUUUCUCUAGUUUCACUAUUUUCUAGUCAAAUAAAUUAUAACUAAGGAGUUAUUGGUUAGAUUGAUAGAAUAUUUAAGACACAACAAUCCAUAAGUUGUUAUCAAUGCUCUCAAUGCAAUCUAAAAUGUAUUACGUAUUAGUGAUAAUUUUGGUUCUGAAGUUAGAGAUCAAUUUAAAGACUUAGGUUUAUUGGGCAUUUUAUUAUUAUUUCCUAUUUAAGAAAAUACUUUAUCAAGUUACUUAAAUUUGGCAAUAGAAAUAUUUGAAACUUGGAAUAUAACAUUAUUAAUGCCAUUUUAUUAAAGAAUAUUACCAAUAUUAGAUAAUUGUCUAUAAAAAGUUUAUAAUGAAGAUAUCAUAUCAGAAACAUUAAAUUUAUUAUAAGUACUUACAGAAAUACCUUAAUUUAAUUUAAAGAAAAUAAAUGUUGAUUAAAUUUUCUAAAAUGAUAUUAUUAAAUAAUUACAUUUUGCUAAUCAAAUGAAAUUAAAAGCUUUGACACUUUAAAUAUACUUAAACAUAGAUAGAUUAGAUAAUGAAAUGUUUUAAUUAAUAAAUGAAGUCAUAAGAAUCAAUAUUUUCUAAGAAUUGGAUAAUAUUGAAUCAUUUCUUUAAAAAUAAGUGACAAUGGAGGAAGAAUCUGAAUUUAAAUAAGAUGAAAGAUUACUUAGUACACUAUAAAUUUGGAAAUGCUCAGCUUAAUCUAUUAUUUAAGUAUUAGUUUAUUUAAAUCGAAUUUAUGAAGAAGAUAAUGAUGAUCAAUAUGUUAAUAAUAAGAGAUUUUAAUAGUUUUUCUAAAAGAAUAUUAUAAUUGAAUUGGAAGAAUUAGUAUUAAAGAAUUUCUUCAAUUAUUCUGGAGUCAUUCAAAAAAAAUUAUUUACUGAUCAAACUACUUUCACUGAUGAAAUAUUGAGUCUAACUCUUUUAAUUUUUAAGUAAUUGUAAAUUUAAUAAAUUUUAGUUUAGGAAAUAAUUUAUUAGCCAAUCUCUAACCUUUAGUAUGUUUAUAAACAAUAGAACCUAUUCUACCAUAGAUUUAAGCUAUUCUACAAGUAGAUAUAAUUUCAGAUGAGGAUAAAAAAGAACUUGCUUAAUCUGAAUUAAUAUUUUUGAUAAAGUUAUUAAAAGUGAAUCCACAACUUGUUUUAUAAAUUCCACCAUAAUUUAUUGUAAAUUUAUGUGAAUUAACUGAAAAAACUGAUAUAUUAUUUCACAUCAUAGAAGUUAUGAAAAUUAGGUAUUCUAGCAAAGUAAAAAAUGAUAUUGAAACUAUACGUCAAGUAACAUAAAAAUUACUAAAAUUAAUGAAUUAAUCAAAUAUUAUGUUGGCUGCUUAAGCUUUGGAUUGUCUUUUCGAUGUUUAUACAGAAGAAGAUUUCAAUAGUCUUUUAGUGGAAAUGAAUAUUAUUGAACUUUUAUCAUAGGGAUACUAAUAUUUAUAAUCAUAAUUGCCAAAAGAAAAGAAAAGUUUAGAAAAAGAUGAUUGGAAAUUUUUAAAACUUACCGUAACCAAUUUAAAAUAGUUUAUUGAAUACAAAGUAAAAAUUAUUAAGUGA
Paramecium pentaurelia is the source of this 1690-nucleotide messenger RNA. The record is from the annotation of a GenBank genome assembly. NCBI's taxonomy places the organism in Eukaryota, Ciliophora, Oligohymenophorea, Peniculida, Parameciidae.